Crotalus tigris (Tiger rattlesnake) is the source of this 3408-nucleotide messenger RNA. RefSeq names its product FTO alpha-ketoglutarate dependent dioxygenase (gene FTO). The transcript has 10 exons. Gene Ontology annotation, molecular function: ferrous iron binding; broad specificity oxidative DNA demethylase activity; mRNA N6-methyladenosine dioxygenase activity. The record is from RefSeq and is a predicted model, not a curated record. Bases 180 to 1697 code for a protein of 505 amino acids. Gene Ontology annotation, biological process: RNA repair; regulation of multicellular organism growth; DNA alkylation repair. Lineage: Eukaryota; Metazoa; Chordata; Lepidosauria; Squamata; Viperidae.
UUCCGCGUUUUCGGGAUUUUCACUGCCCGGCGGAAGGCGCCGCGGGGCAGCUCGGGAGUUGUGGUUCCGAACUGCUCAGAGGCUGGGGCAGCGGCUGUUUCUCGACGGUUUCAGGGCGGGAAGCGGGUCGGGUUGCUUCGCACGUGGGGAAAAGCGGCAGAAACUCGUCCCCGAAGGCCAUGAGGAGGACUCGGGCGGAGGAAAGAGAGAAGGAGGCGAAGAAACGUAAACUUCUGGAUGAAAUUGGUGAGAGCUGCCUUCCGUAUUUGACGCCAAAAGAUGCAGGUUUCCAUGAACUGUGGGAGACUAAAUAUUCCAAACUUCUUCUCAAGAACUCCGAAAAGAUCCCUCGAGACAUUCACAAAGAAGUCCAGACAGCCUUUUCCACUUUGCGAAAGCAUGUUUGUUUCUUCCAAGACCUUGUAAGGAUCAAAGGGAAGGAUUUUGUUACCCCCGUGUCUCGUAUAUUAAUUGGGAACCCAGGGUGCACUUACAAAUAUUUAAACACAAGGUUAUUUACAGUCCCGUGGCCUACAGAAGGCUACGACAUCAACUAUUCAAAUCCUGAAAUAUCUCUGGCUUGUAAAGCCUUCCUCCGGCUGAAUGACUACUUGCAGAGAGAAUCUUUGCUGAGUUUGCGGGAUUUGGCCGAGACACCCGGAAUGCAGAAUUCACCCCUCGGGGACGGGAAUCAAGAUUACGCUCCUAACAUUACCGAGAUGGAAGCUGUUUUGCAAGAUCAAAACCCUUCUCCGGUCCCAAAGAGUGACUCCACUGUCCUGGAAGAGAGAACAUCUUACAACCUGACGUUAUUAAAUUAUAUGGAUCCCCAGGAAAUGCCGUCCUUGAAACCGGAGCCCUAUUUUGGCAUGGGGAGAAUGGCUGUGAGUUGGCACCACGAUGAAAACCUAAUGGAAAGGUCAACAGUGGCAGUCUACAGUUACAGCGUGGAAGAAGAUGAUGGUGGUGCCCUUGAAGAAAAAUAUGCAGCUGGCAGAGAUCCAGAUGUUUGGCAUGUUGGCCUGAAAGUUGCUUGGGAUAUAGAGACACCAGGCUUAGCAGUUCCACUUCAUCAGGGAGAUUGUUACUUUAUGCUUGAUGACCUGAAUACGACUCACCAGCAUUGUGUGCUGGCUGGCCGGCAGUCAAGAUUCAGCUCCACACACCGAGUGGCAGAAUGCUCAGCAGGGACCCUGCCAUACAUUCUGGACAAGUGCAAGGCAGCGCUGGAGAAUUUGAGCACCGAUCUUAAUUUGAAGGGCCCAUCCCUGAAAUCAUUGGAGAUCGGAGAUAUAACACGGGUGGAAAAAACUCACAAUGAGGUGGAAUUUGAAUGGCUGCGGCAGUUCUGGUUCCAGGGGAAACGGUACAGAAGGUGUACUGACUGGUGGGACAAGCCCAUGGCAGACCUGGAAGAACUUUGGAGACAAAUGGAGCUCGUGACAAGUCUACUGCUCUGUGAAUUACGAGGAGGAGAAGAAGAACAGAUGGAGGAACAAAGAAAUGAAAAAAUCAGCUGUCUUCUCCCCCUCCUGAUCCAGCGUCAAGGGCUGCGUCAGGAAUGGCUCCUGAGGAAAAAAAAGAGGAAAAAAAAGAAACCCAAUUUGAGGAAACAAAGCUGUGUAUUUCCAGAAGAAGCAGAAGUGACAAAGAAAGUAACGUCCAGAGAAGAACAGGCAUGGAUGCCACAUCAUUAAUACAGUUUGGGAAUGCCAUAUCUGGAGAGAACAAGAAUGUAUUCCAACUCUUUUUGGGAAAAAAUUAGCUGGAUUUAUGACUCGCAUUAAGGCAAAAAGCAGCCCUUGCAGUUUGUAGACCAUUAUUUGUGCCUCAGUGUGUUAUGUGACCCCAGCCGAUUGUAGUUUUAGUCAAUAAACCAUGAUUAAGCUGGGACUGAAUGUGACACGUGAACCAGCCAUUCUCUUUUCUCUAGAGGAAGAACAUUUUUUUGGCAACAGUGAGGGCAAUCACUGCACAUUCUUCUUAACGUUAAUUUUUAUUAAAAAGGUAAUUCUAAUUUCCAGUCCCAGUGGUCUUCUACGUCCAAACCAUAAUUGAUCAUUGAAGGUCAAAUAGCCACCUCUUGACUAAAUGUUGACCUCUUUUACUUGAUGGCCUCAAGCUUGGCAUCUCAGCUGCAUUAAUUGAUUAUUUUAAUAAGGUGGCACACUAAAUCUUUUAGGGCCUGUAAUAAAGAAUGAUCUGGAGGCUUUAUCCCCACAUGGCUGCUUUGACUGAGCCAUAAUGGGUCACAUGAGUUGAAUUUAACCUGAACAACCAAAAACUGGAACCCUCCUUGUUAAUGCCUUAUUAACAAGGAUCUCCAUUAAAUUAUUAUAAUUAUUAUUAUCGGCCUGAAAGAGAUCUUCACCUCUGAACCCCAAUCAGCUAAAGGUAUUUGAUGAAAGCGUUAUAAAUAUUUAGAAGGAACAGAGAAUGGGAUGAAAGACAUAAAAGCAGAUUUUAUGGAAACGGGACUUUUUGAACCAAUGUAACACAAAUAUUGGUCUAUCUUUAUUCCAUUUUUUUUCUCUUGUUCAUUUUUGGAGCAAAAGUGCCUGAUGGACCACACAACAUUUGACAUGUUUUACCAUGUAUCUGCCAGUAUCAAAAUGCAUUCUUCCUUAAACUACAGAACUGGUUUUUAAAAAAUAUUUUAGUUUGGAUUCUAUGGUAGUUUCAAUCUGCGACAGUUUAUUCCUGUACACUCAGAAGAGCUUAUAUAUAGUACCAGCUUGCAACCAAAGAAAAGUUCUCCUGGGACUUAGAUGGCCUAUUUGUCCUUCAUGAUAUAAAAGAGAGAGAGAAUCUGUGGAGAAUCAUCCAGGUCAUGGUAGUUCCAAUGGUGUUUUUCCAAAAGGCAACUGGACGUUCUUGUUUUGUUUUGUUUUCCUUGAAAAUGAAGAGAGAAGCUUCUUGGAUGAGAAGAGAAACGUUUUCAAAAAAAAAUCAGUUGCUUUUUGGAAAAUCACAUUUGGAAGGGGGGGGGAGAGAGAAACGGAAUGUUGUGGAGGCCAAAACAAUAGGGCUGUGAAGGUGUGUAAGCAUGCACACAUGCACAUAUGUAUAUUAAAAAAAAGCAGUUGCCUUCAAAAUUAAAGCAAUGUAGUUGUAUUGCGUGUAUGAUGUACAGUUCUUUAGAUUUGAUUUCUAAUUUCUGAUUGACCUCACGCAGGCUGGAUAGGGAUAGCCAAAAAGCCGGAGGUGGCCUGAGAUCCCCAGAAUGCCCAGAUCUGACCCCAUCAAUUCAAUCAAAUCAGAAUAAAGAAAUUGGCAAGAUAUUCAGGCUGCAUCGGGACUGCAUCACCAAGGAAAAUUAUUAUGACAAUGAAGAGCAUUGUGAGAAAUAUCUCCCAUCCAUCCAUCCCAAUUCUGGCUCAGUUAAUUAAAUUCUAGCUUUUUGGCAGG